AGCAACACCGACGAUCAAUCCAUGGAAAUGCUGAACUGCGCUGCCUUUCUCGCACGGAAGUUUGCAAAUCUAUAUCUUCCUUACCUGGUUCAAAGAGCGAUCUUUAAUUAGGGAUGUAUUAAACUUUAGGUUAGCCGCAGUCCUUGUUUUCGUGACCGGUGAAGAAAUGCUGGCUUGAGGAUUCGAACACCGCAACUUUUCAAGGUUUUUGACACGCUGUAUAAAUGCGACCAUAAUGGCAAACAAGGCUCAGGUUUUGUAUGACUUCACUGCCGAACCUGGAAACAAUGAGCUGACAGUGAAGGAGGGCGAGACAAUCACAGUCACCAAUCAGAACAUAGGUGGAGGCUGGGUGGAAGCUCAGAAUUCCAGAGGAGAAAGGGGGCUGGUUCCAGAAGAUUACAUCGAGCUCUGCCCCGGGUCCUUGGACGGAGGGCAAGCAGGUACGCCAGACUCCACAUACGAGUACUUCCCAGAUCAACCCAGCACCACCACCACCGGCUACCAGGCGAGCAACGGCAAUGACCCCUGGUCUCCCUGGAACGCUGACUCAGCCGGAAACUCCAGGAACAGCUGGGUGGCCCAACCAGAGGUCACGGGGUCAGGGCGGACCCACUCGACGAGUAUCUAUAACCCCACAGUGCAGGAGCACCCGCAGGCAUACCAUGGGCCAGGUGGCACAGACGAUGAGGAGUGGGAUGACGACUGGGACGACGCCAGGUCGACGGGGGGUUACGCCGAGUCUGAGGCGGGGGACGAGGGGGCGGCAAACCGGCCAGGGACACACGGGACCAUGAAGCUCAAUCUCAACAAGUUUCCAGUCUUCCACAAAUCUGGUCCAGAAGUCUAUCUUCUUGCAAAACUUCCACCGAAGGGCAAAGACAAGAUAUCUAUCUAUGUGGGAGAGGUGGGUCCCGUGUGGCUGUACCCAGAGUUCCAGAUGGAGUGUGUCGUAGCAGAUCCCAAAAAAGGGUCCAAAAUGUAUGGUCUGAAGAGCUAUAUCGAAUACCAGGUCAUGCCCACUACUACAAACAGACCUGUCAAUCACAGAUACAAGCACUUUGAUUGGCUGUAUGAGAGGCUCCUGGAGAAGUAUGGAUCGGCCAUCCCCAUCCCCUCCCUACCAGACAAACAGGUUACAGGCCGUUUCGAGGAAGAGUUCAUUAAGAUGCGCAUGGAGCGUCUGCAGGGUUGGGUGACCCGCAUGUGCCGACACCCGGUCAUCUCCAGCAGCGAGGUCUUCCAGCUCUUCCUCACCUACAAGGAUGAGAAGGAUUGGAAGAUGGGGAAGAGGAAGGCGGAGAGGGACGAGACGGUGGGAGUGAUGAUCUUCUCCACGAUCGAGCCGGAGGCGCCAGACCUGGACAUUACAGUGGUAGAGACAAAGUGUGAGGCAUUCGGCCGGUUCACCAAAGCGAUGGACGAUGGAGUGAAGGAGCUGCUGAGCGUUGGACAGGAGCACUGGAAACGCUGCACAGGACCAUUACAGAAAGAAUAUCAGAGGAUCGGAAAGGCUUUUCAGAACCUGUCCUCAGUCUUCUGCAGCAGUGGAUACCAAGGGGAAGCCACACUCACAGACGCCCUCACAGCGGCAGGAAAAACGUAUGAAGAAAUUGCGCACAUCGUUGAAGAGCAGCCAAAGAAAGAUCUGCAUUUCCUGCUGGAAACCAACAAUGAGUACAAAGGCCUGCUGGGCUGCUUCCCUGACACUCUCAGCGUGCACAAGGCUGCCAUAGAGAAGGUGAAGGAGGGAGAUAAGAUGGUUGCUGCCAAUAAAAUCAGCCCUCAGGAGAAGCUCACCAUGGCCAAGCGCGUCAGCACCAUGUCCUACGCACUGCAAGCUGAGAUGAACCACUUCCAUAGCAACCGUAUCUACGACUACAACAGGGUCAUGCAGCUGUACCUGGAGGAGCAGGUGAAGUUCUACGAAUCGAUUGCUGAGAAGCUGAGGCAGGCUCUCUCUCAGUUCACCACACUGUAGAGACACUGUGCGGCAGUGACCUCCGACCCCAGCCAAACUCACGUGUGGAAAGCGCUGCAUCCUGUGAUCUUCUGCGUGCUUCUGAGGUUUGCCGUGCAGCAGUGAGCUGGAAUGACCGGGAACGGCUUGGAAUGGUUGGAAUGCUUGGGAUGGCUGAAAUGAUACAGUCUUCAGUGCCUGACUGUUUACGAGCUCUGGCUGGUUUAUACCCAUGAGGAAAAAGUGAUGCCAAUAGCCAGUCAGACUGCUGCAAGCUUCACACAGCUGAGCUGAGAUCUGCUUCAUGUGGACAUUCGGAACCAUUUAGGCAAAUCAAACGUAGAUAUUUUCUGGGGAGCAUGCUUUUCUUUUCUGAGCUUUUCUGAACUAACCUUAGGAUCCUUUAAAAAAGAAAACAAGAUUUUUUUUAUUUAAGAGGAGUUGAAAUAUAUUUAGUAUGAUUUUAUAUUUAUAUUGCAUGCUUGUUGUGAAUAUAUUACUGACCUUGAUUCUGGGGAUUGAGUGAUGGGGAGCCUGUGUUGUUGGCAGUGCCUACCCCCCCCCCCCCACACACACACACACACGCACACACACACAAACACACACAGGAGAAGCCCUGCCUGGUGUAUACACUGCAGUCCUCAUGAUGUUAAAUUCUCUCACACCGUUAGCUGCAUGUAGGGAGGUGACAGCCGUACCGAACGUGACACCUCGUCCUUCUUUCUGUCUUCCUUUUCAGCUCGUUUUCUCAGGACUCAGUGGGGGCUGGUCCUUUUUUAGCAUUUUAACCAAAUCCAAAGCUGCCGCCAGCCGUUGGCCAUUUUUGCCAUAUCUGUCUGCAUUGCCUCUCUCAUUGCCCAUGUUUCUACUGGUGUUGUACAGUCAUGAUUGCCAUCCUGUUGUAUUAUAGUUUACAUCACCUGCAAUCAUUCUCUGACCUUUGAAUAACAAUAAUAUUCUCAUAUAUGUAUGGGCUUCUGUUGAUAUGUGUCAUGUAUAAUAUGUAUGUGAAGACUUUAUUACUCUGAUGGUUUCAGUUAAUAAAUCCCUUUG
Molecule: messenger RNA, 3013 nt
Organism: Megalops cyprinoides (Indo-Pacific tarpon)
Lineage: Eukaryota; Metazoa; Chordata; Actinopteri; Elopiformes; Megalopidae
Gene: snx9a
Product: sorting nexin 9a
Exons: 18
Coding region: 236-1981 (581 amino acids)
Biological process (GO): endocytosis; mitotic cell cycle; protein transport
Cellular component (GO): plasma membrane; cytoplasmic vesicle
Molecular function (GO): protein binding; phosphatidylinositol binding
Source: RefSeq, a predicted model, not a curated record